This is a messenger RNA of Camarhynchus parvulus, 3461 nucleotides long. It is a transcript of the gene L1CAM, whose product is annotated as L1 cell adhesion molecule. The annotation marks the transcript as partial. Gene Ontology annotation, molecular function: cell-cell adhesion mediator activity. The record is from RefSeq and is a predicted model, not a curated record. Gene Ontology annotation, biological process: cell-cell adhesion; brain development. NCBI's taxonomy places the organism in Eukaryota, Metazoa, Chordata, Aves, Passeriformes, Thraupidae. The transcript is spliced from 27 exons.
GCGUGGCUUUGUCGAGGGGGCGUGGCCUACGGGCGGAUUAUGUCAACCCCGCGGCAGCCGCAGCCCCGAGCUGGGAGCGGCCGGAGCAGGGCCGCGGCCAUGGCGCUGCUCGUGCUGCUGCUGCUGCUGCUGGGGGGGCGCGGCGGCGCCAUCGUCAUCCCCCCCGAGUACUCGCUGCACGAGCUCCAGCAGCCCCCCGAGCUGACGGAGGCGCCCCCGGAGCAGCUCGUGGUGUUCCCCAGCGACGACGCCGUGCUCAAGUGCGCGGCCAGUGGCAACCCGCCCGUGCAGUUCCGCUGGACCCUCGAUGGCCGCCCCUUCCCGUCCCCGUCCUUGUCCCCGGCGGAGCUCCCGGGGGUCUCGGUGUCCCCCGGGGGGGGCACCUUGGUCAUCAACGCCAGCCUGGCCGGGCGCCUGCAGGGCCGGUUCCGCUGCGAGGCCACCAACGCGCUGGGGACAGCGCUGUCACCCGAGAGCAGGGUCAUCGCUGAGACCCCGCCGCAGUGGCCCAAGGAGAAGGUGACGCCGGUGCAGGUGGAGGAGGGGGACCCCGUGGUGCUGCCCUGCGAGCCCCCCCCGAGCGCCGUGCCCCCCCGGAUCUACUGGCUCAACAGCCGGAUCGUGCACAUCGCGCAGGACGCGCGGGUGAGCAUGGGCCAGGACGGGUUCCUGUACUUUGCCAAUGCCCAGGUCGGGGACAGCCACCCCGAUUACAUCUGCCACGCCCAUUACCUGGGGCCCCGAACCAUCAUCCAGAAGGAGCCGCUGGUCCUGCGCGUCACCCCCAGUAACUCGGUGAAGUCGCGGCCGCCCCGCCUGGUGGUCCCCAGGGACCCCCAACCCACCCACGUGGCCCUGAGGGGGGAGACCCUGGUGCUGGAGUGCAUCGCCGAGGGGCUCCCCACGCCCUGGGUGUGGUGGCGCCGGCUGAACGCGCCGCUGCCGCCGGGCCGGGCCGUGCUGGACAACUUCAACCACACGCUGCGGCUGCUCAACGUCAGCGAGGCCGACGACGGCGACUACGAGUGCGCGGCCACCAACGGGCUGGGCACGGCCAGGAGGAGCCACCGCGUCACCGUGCAGGCCGCCCCGUACUGGCUGCGGCGGCCGCAGAGCGGGGUGUUCGGCCCGGGCGAGACGGCGCGCCUGGACUGCCAGGUGGGCGGCAAACCCCGACCCCGCGUCAGCUGGAGCCUCAACGGGGUCCCCAUCGACGAGCUGCCUGACCCGGGCCGCCGCACUCUCCGGGACGGGGCGCUGAUCCUGUCCCGCCUGGAGCCCAACGACUCCAUGGUGGCUCAGUGCGAGGCCAGCAACAGCCACGGGCGGCUCCUGGCCAACGCCUUCGUCUACGUCGUGGAGCUGCCGGUGCAGAUCCUGACCCCGGACUCGGCGCUCUACACCGUGGUGGAGAACCAGACAGCGUUCCUGCACUGCCGGGCCUUCGGGGCCCCCGCGCCCACCGUGGAGUGGCUGAGCCCGGCGCUGGAGCCGGCCCUGCAGGACGAUCGCGCCUUCGCCUUCACCAACGGCUCCCUGCGCCUGGGCCGGCCGCGGCCGCCCGCCGCUUCGCGCUUCACGUGCCGCGCGCAAAACGCGCACAGCAACGCCAGCGUCAGCGCCCGGCUGGACGUGCGCGCGGCCACCCGGAUCGAGGUGCCCCCCCAGAGCGUCACGGCCAAGAAGGGCGAGACGGUGACGUUCACGUGCGGGGCGACCUGGGACCCCGGGCUGGAGCCGCGCGGGCUGCUCUGGCUGCGAGACGGGAGCCCCGUGCUCGAGAGCGCCGACAGCGACAAGUUCUCGGUGGCCGGGGACACGCUGACGGUGGCCGGGGUCGAUUACCCGGACCAGGGCCGGUUCCGCUGCCGCGCCUGGACCCGCCUGGACGCGGCCGAGGCUGAGGCCGAGCUCAGGGUCGUGGGCCGGCCGGGCCCGGUGCAGGACGUGCAGGUGCGGGAGCCGAGCGAGCGCCAGGUCCGGCUCAGCUGGACCCCGGGCGAGGAGCACAACAGCCCCGUGGAGAAGUUCGUGGUGGAGCAGGAGGAGGGCAUUUUCUCCCCGGGCCGUUUCGAGGAGGUGCUGACGGUGCCGGGGGUGCAGCCCUGGGCCCAGCUGGCGCUGUCCCCGUACGGGCGGUACCGGUUCCGUGUCCUCGCCGUCAACGGCUACGGGAGGGGCGAGCCCAGCGCGCCCAGCGCCACCGUCAGCACCGACCCCGCCGCCCCCGAGCGGUACCCGAUGGGGGUGAAGGGGGAGGGGAACGAGACCAACAACCUGGUGAUCACCUGGCAGCCGCUGCCCCCCGGGGACUGGAACGCCCCCGAGCUCCAGUACCGGGUGCAGUGGCGGCCGCUGGAGCCGGGCCGGGGCCGCUGGGCCGAGGCCACGGUCGGGGAGCCCCCCCUGGUGGUCCGGGACACCCCAACUUUCAGCCCCUACGAGAUCCGGGUGCAGGCGGUGAAUGAGGCCGGGAAGGGCCCCGAGCCCCCCGUGGUCAUCGGAUACUCUGGGGAGGACCUGCCCCUGGUGUACCCCGAGAAUGUGGGGGUGGAGAUCCUGAACAGCACCAGCGUCCGCGUCACCUGGAGCCUGAGCAGGGCCUCAAGCGACCUGCGGGGACACCUGAGGGGCUACCGGGUGCUGUACUGGAGGGACGGGUGGGUGGGGGAGCACCCCCGGCCCCCCGGGAGCCCCGAGCCCCCUCCCCAGCCGGGGGCGCUGACGGUGCCGGGCGAGGCCGGGGGCGCCCUGCUGGGGGCGCUGCAGCCCUGGAGCCGCUACCGGCUGCAGGUGCUCGUGUUCAACGGGAGGGGCGCGGGACCCCCCAGCGCCGAGAUCCGCUUCCACACCCCCGAGGGAGUGCCGGGCCCCCCCGAGGAGCUGCGCGUGGAGCGCCUCGGGGACACCGCGCUGAGCCUCGAGUGGCGGCGGCAGCGCCACCCCAACGGCGUCCUGAGCGGCUUCGUGCUCCAGUACCGGCUGCAGAACCAGAGCGAGGAGGGGAUCCCCAUGGAGAUCUUGUUCCCGCCCGGGACCCUGAACACGACCCUGGCCCGGCUGGAGCCGCGCGGGCGGUACCGGCUGGAGCUCCGCGCGCGCACCCGCCACGGCCCCGGCGCGCCCCUCGUGCGCCUCGGCAGCCUCGCCCCGGCCGUACUGCUGCCGGUGCUGGGCACGGUCGGGUUUGGGGAGGUGGGCGAGGAUUUCACGGAGCUGCGCUGGACCCUGGCCCAGCCGCAGGCCAACAUCGAGUUCGAGGUCGAGUACAUGAGCAAAACCACGGAGGAGCCCUGGCGCUCCUCGGGCCGGGCCAACUCCUCCCUGGGCCGGUACCGGCUCGGGGACCUCCGGCCCGGGACCUCGUACCGGGUGCAGUUCGUGGGCAGGAACCACUCGGGGGAGCGCGUGGCGUUCUGGGAGAGCGAGGUGCACACCAACGGCACCUAUCCCCAGGGGUG